GGCCAUGUCAAAGCAAGUGAAACCCAAUCCAAUGAAGCCAGGUAGAUGCUGACCUGGAAGAUCCAUGACGUGUCAUGUCACCUUCUUCUUCAAGCUCCCCUCAAAUCUCAACCCCAAACAACCACCACUUCACCGUCGGCCCAAAAGCCAUGAAACCCCCAAAGAAGCACCACAAACACCAACCCAUCACAGAGAUCCUAUGGGUUUCACUUAUAGCCACAUGCAUCAAAUUCCUUCUAAUCCCAGCUUAUCACAGCACAGAUUUCGAAGUCCACCGCAAUUGGCUUGCUAUAACUAACUCUCUUCCUCUUUCUCGAUGGUAUUCUGAUGAAACAAGUCCAUGGACGCUCGAUUACCCACCAUUCUUUGCUCAUUUUGAGCAUUUUCUUUCUUUCUUUGCUUCCCUUGUAGACCCCAUUAUGGUCCAUUUACAUCAUGGUCUUAACUACAAAUCACAACCCACAGUUCUUUUUCAAAGACUUAGUGUGAUAGUAUCUGAUUUUGUGUUGGUUUUUGGUAUUUAUAGAUUGACAAGGAAUUUGGGGUAUAAAGAGAGAGUCUUGAUCUGGGUUUUGGUUAUUUUUUCGCCUGGAUUGAUGAUUGUUGACCAUUUGCAUUUUCAGUAUAAUGGGUUUCUUUUGGGGAUUCUUUUGGUUUCUAUUUCGGCAUUGGAGGAAGGGAAGGAUUUGUUAGGUGGUUUUGUUUUUGCAGUUUUGUUGUGUUUUAAGCAUUUGUUUGCUGUUGCUGCUCCUGUUUAUUUUGUUUAUUUGUUGAGGCAUUAUUGUAGGGGUGGGUUGUUUAGGGGGUUUGGGAGAUUGGUUGUUAUGGGGAGUGCAGUUGUUGCUGUUUUUGCUGCUGCUUUUGGGCCUUUUCUUUAUCAUGGACAGAUACAACAAGUGUUACACCGAAUGUUUCCAUUUGGUAGGGGACUCUGUCAUGCUUAUUGGGCUCCGAACUUCUGGGUAUUCUAUAUAAUUCUCGAUAAAGUGCUAGCUUAUUUGCUUGUAAAAAUGGGGUUCAACGUCCAAGCACCAACAGCUUCAUUCACUGGUGGAUUAGUUGGGGACUCCUCUCCUUUUGCUGUAUUACCUAGAGUCACCCCCAUGAUUACCUUUGGUAUUGUCUUGCUUGCAAUAGCUCCAUGUCUUAUAAAGGCUUGGCGAGAUCCCCAACCAAAGAUGAUUACUAGAUGGAUAGCCUAUGCUUACACAUGCGGCUUUAUGUUUGGCUGGCAUAUCCAUGAGAAAGCUUCACUUCACUUUGUGAUUCCCCUUGCCAUUAUUGCCUUGAAAAGUGUGGAAGAUGCAAAACACUAUUUCUAUUUGUCCAUAGUGUCCUGCUAUUCUAUUUUCCCGCUAUUAUUUGAAGCCCAAGAGUAUCCAAUUAAGGUUCUCUUACUGCUUUUACAUGCUUCACUGAUGUGGAUUGGGUUCUCCUCUCAUUUUACCUCAACUAAUAGAGCAGCUGAAGCUGAACAUACAAGAUAUGACAAAACGAGGUUCAUCGUUGGAUGGUGUGGAAAGUUAUACUUGCUAGGUCUCGUGGCUGUUGAGAUAUAUGGACAAUUUGUUCAUCCUAUCCUCUUUGCUGAGAGGCUCCCUUUCUUGCCUCUUAUGUUGAUCAGCAUAUAUUGUGCAUUCGGAAUGAUGUAUUCUUGGAUCUGUCAAUUGAAGCAGAUUAUCAAGUUACAUUAGCACGGGUAGGUUUCAAAUGCUACCAGCUGCUGCUUAUAUAGAUAGAAUUCGAUACAUGUAGCUAAAAUGCUAAAUCCAGAUUGCCUUUUGUAGCACCAACAGUAAACAGUUUUGAGAGAUUUCAAUCGGAUACCGGAGUUUCUUAAAUACCAAUAGCUUUGUUAUUCACUUGUUUGAGAGAUGUUAAAGUUCAUAUCUUUUUCUUAAUAGAUUUGCAGGAAGUUGUGUGUUAAAAUUUUAUUUAUGAAGAGAAAUCUAAUCUAUCUCUUUGUUUUUGGUA
Molecule: messenger RNA, 1974 nt
Organism: Lycium barbarum (goji berry)
Lineage: Eukaryota; Viridiplantae; Streptophyta; Magnoliopsida; Solanales; Solanaceae
Product: probable dolichyl pyrophosphate Glc1Man9GlcNAc2 alpha-1,3-glucosyltransferase
Exons: 4
Coding region: 75-1694 (539 amino acids)
Biological process (GO): protein N-linked glycosylation
Cellular component (GO): endoplasmic reticulum membrane
Molecular function (GO): dolichyl pyrophosphate Glc1Man9GlcNAc2 alpha-1,3-glucosyltransferase activity
Source: RefSeq, a predicted model, not a curated record